Molecule: messenger RNA, 846 nt
Organism: Phytophthora nicotianae INRA-310
Lineage: Eukaryota; Oomycota; Peronosporomycetes; Peronosporales; Peronosporaceae
Exons: 3
Coding region: 1-846 (281 amino acids)
Source: RefSeq, a predicted model, not a curated record
AUGAUACCAAGUCCGAGUGGAGAAGGAGUCGUGGUAGCACAAGAAACCACCCGUAGAAUGUUGGUUCAACGAGGACAAACUGACAACAAGACCAAGCAACAGAUACACGAGCUCGACCGUCGCUCGGCGGCGGUUCAUCACACUGUGAAUGAGCAGAUCGACCAAGUCCGGAAGCAGCAAAGCGAAAUUGCUGCUAGUACGUCCGAAUACCUUCAAACCCGGUACGACCAGCAGUUGAAGCUACAGAAGCAGCGGAAGGAUAUUGAGAAGCAGAUGGAGAAUCAACGCCAGUACCUGCUGCAGCAGCCGAGGCGGCAAUGGGCUGUCAAGAGCGACAGCUUGAAGAUCUUACAGAGGGUGUCCGUCCGCAUAUUGAAGCGCGGUGAAGACUUUUCGCUGGAUCGUACGAAGAAUGAGAAACGGGAGUUUAUGGACAGUUACAUGAUAUACAAGCGGCGCGUCGAUGCAUUGAACCAAGGUGCUAAGACGCGGGUGUUUACCAUGCUGCUAAGUGCGUGUAUUGAACAGGCAACCUUGAUUCGGGUCUGCCGUUUUGAGUUUUCCAAGAACCUGGCGGUAAAACCGCUGGUUAUGAACUUGGAGCUCCACGACACUACAUCUCGACUUUCCAGGCUGUUGGCUGAUUUCUACCAGGUACUUGACGAUCUGAACAUGGAGGAUAUUAUUCACGAGGAUCUCAAAACUGUUGUAGAAUAUCUGUCCAAUGCGCUUAGAUCACAGGACUUAAAGCCAUCGAUUAAGGAAGACUUAGCUCGUCUGGAGUAUAAGCCAGUCAAACGAGACGUACAGAAGAUUCUGGGAUGGCUAAAUCCCCGACUGGAGUAG